Aspergillus oryzae RIB40 is the source of this 903-nucleotide messenger RNA. Its product is annotated as putative DNA 3'-phosphatase Tpp1. Gene Ontology annotation, biological process: DNA repair. Gene Ontology annotation, molecular function: double-stranded DNA binding; ATP-dependent polydeoxyribonucleotide 5'-hydroxyl-kinase activity; polynucleotide 3'-phosphatase activity. The coding region runs from base 1 to 903 and encodes 300 amino acids. The transcript has 6 exons. The record is from RefSeq and is a predicted model, not a curated record. NCBI's taxonomy places the organism in Eukaryota, Fungi, Ascomycota, Eurotiomycetes, Eurotiales, Aspergillaceae.
AUGGCCGGCUCGGUCAAACGGCCAGCGUCUACAACUGGGACUAUCUCCCCACCUCCGGUAAAGAGAAAGAUUGAAUCCACACUGACAAAGCAAUCGGUGUCAUCGUUCUUCACCCCCGCAUCUCAAAAGAAGCCCGAGCAAAUCACCUGGCGCAUCGUGAACAACAGUCUCGUCGUCGGCAAAUAUGCGAAGAAAGCAGACCAUAAACAGACUAUAGAGAAGCCAAAAGUUGCUGCCUUUGAUUUGGUGGGGAUGCAUCUGCUGGGAGCACUUGGACGGUGUGGGAGACUGACACGCCGUAGGACUCAACACAUUCCACUCAGUGUUUACGCAGCUACUCUGGACGAUGGUUACAGAAAGCCAAGAAUCGGGAUGUGGAAAGAGUUCCUAGACGACUAUGAUUUUGACGUGAACGGCGUGGACUUAUCAAAAUCGAUUUAUGUUGGAGAUGCCGCUGGACGGCCAAAUGACCAUUCCCAGGUAGAUCGUGGGUUUGCUGUAAAUGCCGGAGUUCCAUUUAAAACACCAGAGGAGUUUUUUCUCAACGCCGCGCCGGAGCCGCUCGUGGAAUCAUUCGACCCUUCUCUAUAUUUACAAUCGGACCAAACCGAUGAUGCUUCACCCCCCUUUUCCCGUCAAAGCGCUCUUGAACUAGUGAUCUUCUGCGGCAGUCCCGGCGCGGGCAAGUCGACUUUCUACUGGGAUUAUCUGGAGCCAUUGGGAUAUGAACGAGUGAACCAGGACAUUUUGAAAACGGAUCCCGGAGCGGAGCAUCGCUCAUGCAGGGGCAGCCAAAGAGAUCAAGAAAAAGGAAUGCUAAUAAGACCUGGCCAGCGUCCUAAAUGUAUCAAAGUCGCCAAGGAACACCUUACGGCCGGAAGGUCCGUGGUAGUCGGUAUGUAA